UGUCAAUAGCUCCGUGCAAUAAAUUCCUACACAAUACUUUACCUUACGUAGAUCUAUUUCAUAUGAUAAAUAAUUAAUCGACUACUUACAAAAAAAUUAUUUGUGUAACGUGGGCUUCUGUUCAUCCAUAGAUAAAUGUUUUGAGAGUGGCUUAAGGACAUACACAAUGGAUCCUGAGUCUCAAGGACUAGCAGGUGGUGAUGAAGGGUUUGCGGAUGGUGAAGUUGUGGAUGAUGAAGCUAUGGAAGUAGCCAAUGCCAACAAUGAAUCUGAUGAUGAAGUUCUCCAAGGUCCCAGAGCAUCUGUCUAUUUUUGUGAUUUUGACCCAGGGAAACAGGGUCACGACAUUCCUAAAGAGCAGGUAGAGCAGAUGAUGCAAGCUGAAGCAUAUCAACGGAAAAUUGACACCUGCCACUUAUGCGGCAAGUGUUGGUUUGAUGACCAGUUCAACCAAGACUGCACUGAGUGUGGUGGGUUUGCCAUGACCAGGACCUGCCCCAUCUGCCUGGGCAGGUGUCGCCAGGUUUGGAAAAGGAAUGUCAAAAUGUCCCACAGUUAUCAUGAGGCCUACUGGGACGGUGCCUGUGGCCUACCUGAGGAUUUACAAAGACCUUUUCACAUUGAACUGUUCACAGAUUCCUCUGAGGAUGGGAUCUCUCAAGGACUACAAGAUCUAUCUACGAGCUAAAUAUGCACUUUCAUAGGAUUUAAAAGACCAAUUACUUUUCAUAGUAGUGAUAUGUUUGUCCGACUUAGCCUAGAUGAUUUUUUUAAAAAUGUGUUCCUAUUUUUU
This is a messenger RNA of Physella acuta, 793 nucleotides long. RefSeq lists its product as uncharacterized. Lineage: Eukaryota; Metazoa; Mollusca; Gastropoda; Physidae. The record is from RefSeq and is a predicted model, not a curated record.